Molecule: messenger RNA, 3865 nt
Organism: Zootoca vivipara (common lizard)
Lineage: Eukaryota; Metazoa; Chordata; Lepidosauria; Squamata; Lacertidae
Product: serine protease 33
Biological process (GO): proteolysis
Molecular function (GO): serine-type endopeptidase activity
Source: RefSeq, a predicted model, not a curated record
CUGAAAUUCUCUGUUCCACAUGACUUUAAAGAAAUAGGAAGCCCAUCCUCCAUUGCUUAUGGUAAUCCUACAAUAGGCACACAUCUAUGUAUGCAAACAGGUAGGUGUGCACAUGUUUCAUGAACUAAGAGCUCACCAGCCCUUGCUCCCCAACCAGAGGGCCAGUGGUGGAGAUGGAAAGGGCUAGGGAGCCUUGCUCUCCCAGUAGUGAAAAGUAGGCAGCUGAGCUGGCUUCACUGGGUGGCUGUAGGCGGGUUGUGGGCGGCAGCACCCAACAGCUUGGAGGUAGCUACUUGGCAGCCUUUUUGGUACUCAGUGACACCAAGAGGCUGCUCUGGGUUUUGUGCCAAGGGUGCUUCAGCAACCAAGCCCAGUGCUCUCUCCUUCCUUCAUUGACCUCGGAGCAGGAUUAUCAUGCUGAGUUUCUGCUGUUCCCAGAUUGUGCUGCUUCUGCUGUUGCUGAGAGGUGCUGAAAAUGCUUCCACACAAAGAGCCUGCGGACGGCCCCACGUGUUCGCCCCUCGGAUCAUCGGGGGGAAGAAGGCCGAUGAAGGGGAAUGGCCGUGGCAAGCCAGCAUACGAAGGAACCGGCUGCACAUUUGUGGCGGAAGCCUGAUCUCGUCCCAGUGGGUGGUGACGGCUGCUCAUUGCUUUGAAGGGCCACUGAAGCUACCCGAGUUCCGAGUAAACUUGGGAGAAUACGAACUCCCCAGGCCUGCGCCCAGCAUGGUCUCCUCUGCUGUCAGCCGGAUCAUAGUGCACCCGUCUUAUGCUGGAGAAGGACUUAGUGCUGAUAUCGCCCUGAUGCAGCUGAAAGAGGCAGUCAAUUUCUCCCGAACCAUCUCCCCUAUCUGCCUUCCGAGCUCUUUGGAUCCUGACACCUUCCCUGUAGGGAUGGCGUGUUGGGUUACUGGCUGGGGCCUCAUCUCCGCAGAUGGCUACUUCAUGGCUCGGACGUUGCAGGAGCUGGAAGUGCCAAUCCUAGGCACUGAGGAAUGUGAUCAGAUGUUCCAUGAGGACUCCAAUGGCACCGAGACUGUGCCUCUGGGCCACCGGUUGAUCUACAAGGACAUGAUCUGUGCUGGGUACCCAGAUGGAAAUAAAGACACUUGCCAAGGUGACUCUGGGGGGCCUUUAGCUUGCAAGCGGAAUGGCACCUGGUUCCUGGCUGGAGUGGUGAGCUUUGGGGUGGACUGUGCAAAGCCCAAGCGGCCGGGAAUCCACACACGGGUGACUUCCUACAUGGACUGGAUUCAGCGCACCAUCGCAGAGAAAGUAGCCCAUGGUGGCGGUGAUGCCCAUCUCUUGAGUGCCAGUUCUGCCACUCCCUUGCUUCUACUUCUCCUGUGUUGUAGUGGUUAAGAGUGGUAGACUCAUAAUCCGGUGAACCUGGUUUGCAUCCCUGCUCCUCCACAUGCAGCUGCUGGGUGACCUUGGGCUAGUCACACUUAUUUGAAGUCUCUCAGCCCCACUCACCUCACAGAGUGUUUGUUGUGGGGGAGGAAGGGAAAGGAGAAUGUUAGCUGCUUUGAGACUCCUUCGGGUAGUGAUAAAUCGGGAUAUCAAAUCCAAACUCUUCUUCUUCUUCCUGGUCUUGACCCACAGCCUUGGGUGACCCAUGCUGCCUGCACACCUGGGGCUUCAGAAUGGCCAUCUUGUGUCGAUAGACAGGUUGGAUCAACCAGCUCAGGGUGACCGGACCCUGGUCUUUUGUAGGCUGAGCCUGAAGCAGAGGACAUCAAGGACAGAAGUAGAGCCCUGUUGGACUUGGUCAGUGGCCCAUGUAGACCAACAUCUUGUUCUCAUCAUGGCCAACUGAUGCCCAGGGAAAGUUUGCAACAGCAGCUCUUCCCACCUACGAUUCCGAACAACUAGUGUUCAGAAGUGUAUCACUGUAUCACCUCUGAAUAUUUUAAACAACUUUGUCACCAUCUGAAAGGUCACCCUGUUUUUGUUCAAUAGGUGAAGAGAAACAAUGUGUAACUGAAAGAGGAAACAGAAACAGAAGGGAGAAGAGCCUUCUAAAAAUAAGAACAGAGCACAUGGAUCUGCAAGGGGUGCUCUUCUUCAAUGUGCCACCCAGCCAGGCACACCUUCUUUCAGGCUACUCCAUUCCAUCUGUCUUCUGUCCUUCCCCACCCAACAGCCAAUCAGCAUUCUGUGGCUACUGUACUUUUUGUUGUUGUUCUGCAAAACUUUGAGUGACUUCAAACCUGCCAGUACCACCCCUGUUGUGGGUGGAUAAUGCCAUUUUGGUUACAUAAGGAUCAUAGCUCUCAGAGCAGGAGGUCAAUAUUAGUACAUAGGAUUGGCGGAUGGCAGUAGAAAGAUUCCAGAGGAAUAACAGUGAAAUGAAAUGAAAUACAGAUCGGUAAAAGAUAAAUGUAACUCAACUGGUCGAAGUUAAAAGGCUACUUUUCUAUGUAACAAUGGACCAUUUUCCCAAUUCACAAGUAAUUUAGACAUAGUUGAUGACCUUCGUGGGAGAAUAUCCUGGUGGCUUGUGUCCAAAAGUGACCAGGCGACAGAUGUUAGGGCAGCUUUUGCUGACCUGGUGCUCUCCAGAUAUUUUGGACUGCAUCUCCCAUCAGUGACAGCCAACAUGGCAUGAGGCUGCUAGUCUGCUUCAAUUUUAAUCAUACAGUCCUGUGAACAUGAGCAGUAGCCGGUAAUCGGCUCGUUUGAACACCCAACCAACAAGAAAACACCACAGGUAUGCUUCUACUGUCCCUGUUUCCCUGUACCCAUCCCUUGAAAAAGUCACUGCUAAUAUGUUGUCUCCUGGAUUGGUUUUGGGAGACACAUGUGGGUUAGAACUGGGUGUCGGUCUGUCUGUUUGUAGAGUAAAUGAACACAGGAAGGGGGAAAUUCAGCCAUAUAUAACGAAGUGCCAUGUUUCGCUGGGAUGAAACUAGCCAGACAAUGUUGGUAUCGAACUAUCAAGCUGCAUAUCUGUAGAACAGAAGCUAUGAGAUGAUCUCAACUAAGAUAAAUGCAUGUCACAGACACCACACAGUGACCAGGAAACACUCUCCCAGGUGAGCUGCUUAUUUAGCACAAAAUUGGCUUGGAGGUUAUACGAUGUCCACUGUUUAUUGAGCAUUCUUGGUUUGCACUCAUUCGUUUUCACUGAGCAAUGGAGAAAGGGCCGUAGCUCAGCAGAGGAGCAUCUGCCUUGCAUGCAGAAGGUCACAGGUUUGAUCCCCAACAUCUCCAGGCAGGACUGGGAAUGUCCCUUGCCUGAAACUUUGGACAGCUGCUACUAGAGAUGUAAAAUUUCUGGAAAUUUUGAAGUUCGGAAAACCCCCUGGUCCCCCCCCUUUUUCCUGAAAAAUUGAAAAAAUGCUACAUUAGCACUUUUUUCCCUUUUCCAGAUUGAAAAUCAUUCUGUUACUUUAGAACAGGCAUCCCCAAACUUCGGCCCUCCAGAUGUUUUGGUCUACAAUUCCCAUCAUCCCUGACCACUGGUCCUGUUAGCUAGGGAUCAUGGGAGUUGUAGGCCAAAACAUCUGGAGGGCCGCAGUUUUGGGAUGCCUGCUUUAGAAACAUAAAAUAUAACUAUGGACAAUUUUAAUGGGCAUAAAAUUAUCACAACUAGCAUAUUAAAAAUAUAGUGUAUCCAAACAGGAACUGACAUUGAACUUGUCAUUCAUCACUGUUUGCUAUGCAACAUGCUUACUCCACCUCCCAUGUUUUGCCCAUGAGACCUUAUGUAUUUCCUCACACUGAUGUGUGUGGUCUGUUAACCACUUUAGCUAUUACUGUAUGCUUAAAUUAGUUUAUUUCACUUUUUAAAGACUGUUUUACAGCAUUUAAUGUUUAAAAUAUUUUCAUUUCUUUUUUUCUUUCAUAACACUUCUUUGAU